Messenger RNA from Sparassis crispa, 3288 nucleotides. RefSeq lists its product with no specific name. NCBI's taxonomy places the organism in Eukaryota, Fungi, Basidiomycota, Agaricomycetes, Polyporales, Sparassidaceae. Gene Ontology annotation, biological process: regulatory ncRNA-mediated post-transcriptional gene silencing; negative regulation of RNA catabolic process. The transcript has 8 exons. Bases 1 to 3288 code for a protein of 1095 amino acids. The record is from RefSeq and is a predicted model, not a curated record. Gene Ontology annotation, cellular component: catalytic step 2 spliceosome. Gene Ontology annotation, molecular function: protein binding.
AUGUCUGCCCCGUCUUUCUCCUCCUUUUCCCCCUCCUUCAGCUCGUUUCCAGACCUAGAAGCAGGUACAAGCAAGACCACCUCUAUUCCGAAAGACAGAGAUCAGGAUGACAAGAGAAGGGGCAAGAAACGGGAGGGCCGGGACACAAAGAGCAAGGACCGGGACACAAAGGACAAGAAGCGGAAGCAUGAGAGGCAUUACCAGAAGGAACGCGACAAGGAGGAAAGUCGUUCCAGACAACAUAGCAAGGACAGAGAGCAGGUGUAUGGCGACUUCGACGACGAGCGACUGAAAGCAGCGGAAGACAGUCGUGAGCUUGGGCGGGUGGACGACGCAGGAUCCUCAGGUGCAAUGUCUCCGCCGCUGUACUUCACCGAUCGCAAAGGCGACGCGCUCAACGUGCGUUUUGGCGGGCUGCAUGCGGGUGACAUUCCGCGAUACAUAAUUGUCGAUCGAGGUAGGACGGUGCUUGGGCUGGACAGGGCGUGGAAGGUCGUGCAUCGUGGCAAGAGUGGUGUGGAAAUUGGUAUAGGUGGAAGACGUAAGAUGCCUGCGUUAACAGACUCGAGCUCUCGGCGCCUGCUGGCCGCACCUACAAGGCGACUGUUGUCUUUGUCCAAGGACAAGGACAAGUAUGAAGAAGUGGAAGGGUUCAUCCGCCUGCCCAGCGGCCGCAAGCACAAAGACGACCAGUCAUACCGGUCCAUCACCCUACAGAAACACGAUGCAGCUUCCGACGAGUCAGGCUCCUCUUCAUCUGAAGCCGAGAGCUCGGGAGACGAGUCGGAUACGACCCUGCUGACCUCGCUGCAAGUCACGCUCAAGUCUCUAGAAGAGAAGCUAACAGCCGACCCGGCUUCUGUACCAACAUGGCUCUCCCUCCUCUCACAUACCCUUUCAACAAUACCUCUGGAUUCCAAGAACGCAACGAAAGCACGCUCGGAGAUUACACUGUCUGUUCUCUCUCGCGCGCUUUCCGUGCACCCGAGCAAUGCGACGUCGAGGGCACUGCGGCUGCGCUACAUAAAGGCAGGCGAGGAGGUGUGGCACGAGAGCAAGUUGCGUGCGGAGUGGGAGACCGCUGUGAAAGUUGGAGGAAUCGAGAUCUGGCUCGAAUGGCUCGAUUGGCGGGUCAGGCAUACGGAGAAGGGCAUCGAGGGGGUGGUAAACGAUGCAAAGCGAGUACUGGGAACACUUGGUUCCGGUGAGCAGGACGAACUUGGAAAGCUCAGGGUGCUGUGGAGGGUGGCUGUCGCAUUCCGAGAUGCAGGUUAUGUAGAGCGUGCUAGUGCGCUGUUUCAGGCCCAAGCAGAACUAACUUUCAAGACUCCCCCUUCGUUGGCGUCAACGCUGCUCGAAACUCAGCUGGAUGCGCUGGAAGAAUUUUGGGAAUCUGAAAGCCUCCGCAUCGGCGAAGCGGGAGCCCCUGGAUGGUCAUCAUGGCUCGCCUCUGGCCGACCCGAUCCCGACCCACACCAACUUCCCCGCAAAUCAACAGAUACCCGCACAGCAGAUGCAGAAGCAGAUGCAUAUCGGCGCUGGGCCGCGCUCGAGACGCUCGCAGACCGCUCUCAGCAGCUCCCCACGCGCACGCUGAACGCGGACGACGCCGCGGAGAGCGACCCUUUCGGAACGAUUCUCUUCUCCGACGUGCGACCGCUGCUCGUCGCGCUGCGCACCCCGCGCGCGGCACACGCCCUCCGGAUGGUCUGGCUCGCGUUCCUCGGGCUGCACGUUCCCGGGUUCGGCGCCGCGCUCGGCGCGGCGGAGGACAGCACGGACGACCGCUGGGCGGAUGCGCACCUGGCUUCGCAGGCGUACUUGAAUGCGUUGAUUCCCGCUGAGGGCGAUAUGGCGCGCCUGCGCAUUACGGCAGACGCACAGGCGGGGGUGCUCGUGGGGCGGGAGAGGGAGUACCGUACUGGGUUUGGGCCGGUGAAGAGCUGGAGGUGGGGUGUGCUCGGUGCGCUGGAGGGCAUCGGGGAGGAUGCGGGGGCGUGGCGGAUGUGGAUGAGGGAAGAUGUUGUGGGUGUGGACCAGGGACUGGUGAGGGAGGUUUUUCGCCAGUGCAGGCGGGGCGGACUCGAGGAUGUAGAGUGGGAUGUGCUUGCAUUGGCAUUUGAGGCUGCCGUUAACGCCAAAGGUGCUACGAAAUUGUCCAAGGCACUCCUGGGAUCUGCGCCGGAUUCGUUACCGCUGUGGGCCGCGCACGCUCGUCUGGAGCGACUGAGAGGUCACACUGACGAUGCGCGGAAGGUCUAUCAGGCAGUUCUAGUGUCUUCGCAUCCGCAUCGCCCCGGAGAUGGUUCCGUAUGGUGGGACUGGGCGGAGACGGAAUGGCUCGCGAGGAAGCCGGACGCUACGCUCCUGGUCAUCGUGCGCUCCGCCGGGGCCGAAGGCACCAGCGGGAUCGCGAUCCUGCGCGCAAAGCGGCAGCUAGACGGGCUGCUCGGGCAGGUGUCCGGUGCGCAGUGGAAGGAGCGCGAGGCGUGGAUCAAGCUGCGCGCGCUGCUGGAGCUGCUGACGGCGUCGGUGCCGUCCGCGCUUGCGGUGCUCGACGGGCAUCUUGGGGCGCUCGAGGUCGGAUCCGCGGCGCAUGAGAGUUUGACGGUUGCGACUCUGGCGCUUCUGUAUUAUCAUGGUACGGUACUUCGCAAUCCGAUGCCCCCGGUGCUCCUGAGGCAGCGGACGGAGAGCGCGAUCGAGACGUACCCUAGCAAUACGGUGGUGCUGGGCAUGUUCCUCGAGGCGGAGAAGGGGCAGGGCAUAUGGGGACGCGUGCGGGCGAUGUUGGGGGAAAGCACGGUGGACGGUGUGUCGAAGGAGAAGGACGUGGCGAGGCGGGUGGCCGAGGUGUGGGUGAGCGGGUGGGAUAAGGGCCGGUGGGAGGCGGAGCAGGAGCGGACGCGGGGCGGGUUGUCUGCCGCCGUGCAGGACGAUCGGACGCGGGGAAGUGCGAUUUUGUGGAGGUUAUUCGUGGAAUUUGAGAUCCGAGUAGGGCAACUUGCAAAGGCGAAGAAGUUAUUGUUUCGGGCAGUUGGGGAGUGCCCACUGGCGAAAGAGCUGUAUCUACUGGCAUUUGGACCGCUCCGGUCAGAGUUCAGCGGGCGGGAGCUGAGCGAGUGGGCCAACACGAUGGCGGAGCGAGGAGUGAGGAUGCGGCAGGGGCUGGACGAGAUGCUGGAGGGAUGGACGGAGGAGAGAGAGGCGCGAGUCGAGAGCGGGAGCGAAGGGGAGGAGGAGAUCGAGACGCGUGCACGGGAGCUGAGGCGGCUGCGGCCGUACUAG